This is a messenger RNA of Tuber melanosporum (Perigord truffle), 2061 nucleotides long. RefSeq lists its product as uncharacterized. Gene Ontology annotation, cellular component: nucleolus. The record is from RefSeq and is a predicted model, not a curated record. The transcript has 2 exons. Gene Ontology annotation, molecular function: RNA helicase activity; ATP binding; nucleic acid binding. Bases 115 to 1980 code for a protein of 621 amino acids. NCBI's taxonomy places the organism in Eukaryota, Fungi, Ascomycota, Pezizomycetes, Pezizales, Tuberaceae.
AGCCUACCACGCUCUCUAAAAAGGAGAACGGCUCGAUCGCACAUCUACUUGAGUACUGGUAUCCAUCUAUCCAUCUCCCCACCACCAUCACCACUGCUGCCGGAAAAACCAAUCAUGUCAUCCAAAAAGAACGCCAAAAAGCACACCCUCUCAACAGUAUCCUCACCGCCACCAUCACUAUCAUCACCACCAGGGCCCAUCACAUCAAACCCCCUCACCAACGAUCCGCAAUCCUGGACAUCUCUAAACCCCCCACUAUCUCCAUGGCUCCGCAUAGCCUUGCAAACCCUCUCUUUCGAGCGCAUGACGCCUGUGCAAGCAAGCACGAUUCCCCUCUUCCUAGGAAACAAAGACGUAGUGGUCGAGGCGGUCACCGGUAGCGGGAAAACUCUCUCCUAUCUCCUCCCUCUCAUUCAACGCCUAUCCAGCGCUCCGCGCCGGAAACACAAUAUUGGUGGGAUAGUCAUUGUCCCGACGAGGGAAUUAGCCGGGCAGAUUUUCUCCGUCUUAUCCUCUCUAUUGCAGUUCCAGCCUCCCUCGGAGACUGGAUUGAAAGCGCAGUUGUUGCGUGGUGGCGAAGGCAACACCCGAAGCGACUUGCAAGCCUUCCUGCGCGACGGCCCGAACAUUCUGGUGUGCACGCCAGGCAGGUUGGAGGAGUUACUAGGGAGUCGAUAUGUAGUCGUUUCUGGCGAGACCUUUGAAAUGCUUGUGCUGGAUGAGGCAGACCGGUUGCUGGAUUUGGGGUUCUUGGAGGUGCUUGCGCGGAUCAUGUCCCGUUUGCCGAAGCAGCGGAGGACCGGGCUUUUUAGUGCUAGUGUUACGGAGGCCGUGGUUGGGGGUUUGGUUAGGAGUGGGCUUAGGAAUCCGGUCAAGGUCGUUGUGAAGGUUAAAGAGAGGGAGGUUGAGAGGAGGGUCCCUGUCAGCUUGGAGAACAACUACAUAAUAGCAACCCCUCCUUCCCGCUACCCACACAUCCAACACAUCCUCACUACCACCACCCCACAACCCCAAAAAUCGAUAAUCUACCUCCAAACGUGCGCAAGCGUAGACCUACACAUAAUCCUCUUCCGCCUCUUCAUCCCGAAAGAAUACACCCUACUCCCCCUCCACGGCCAUCAAUCCCCUCCCCAGCGAAAGCGAAACUUUGCCGCUUUCAUAACCUCCACAACCCCCACCAUUCUCCUGACCACCGACCUCGCCGCGCGCGGGCUAGACAUCCCAGAGGUAGACCUGGUCCUACAACUCGACCCACCCACUGACCCAAAAGUCUUCCUCCACCGCUGCGGGCGCGCCGCACGCGCUGGCCGUCGCGGUCGCGCCAUCCUAUUCCUAUCACCGGGGCGCGAGGAGGAGUAUAUUUCCUUCCUGUCUAUAAGAAAAACCCCCGUCACUCCCUUCCCCUCUCCCUCACCCUUAGAAUUAUCAAGCACAACGAAAUCCAUAAUAGAGAAGUUUAGAAAGAAAACAGCGAGCGAUAAAGCCCUCCACGAUAAAGCGCUGAAAGCAACUGUUAGCCAUGUCCGCGCUUAUAGCAAGCACGCCACGGCCAGUAUCUUUCGCGUACAAGAGCUGGACUGGAAAGGCCUUGCGGAGGCGUUUGGCAUCCUGUGGAUGCCAAGGAUGCCAGAGCUUAAGGGGGUGAACGUGGAGUUGGGAGUGGAAGGGGUGGAGAAGGGCGCGGUCGGGUACACGGACAAGAAGCGCGAGGCUGCGAGGCUUGCGAAGAUCGCCGAGGGGGGAAAGGUGCGGAAGGGGGAGAGGAUGAAUGAAGCUUGGAGUGAGAAAACGAGGGGGAAAGCUAUGCGCGAAGUGCGCAGGGAGAAGCGCAAAAAGAAGAGGAUCGCGGGGAUGUCUGAUGAGCGCAAAGCAAGGGAGGAGGAGUGGAGGGAGUUGGUGGAGGAAGUCAAGAAAGUGCAGGCAGAGCGGGGGCCAGAAAAGGCUGGGGAUGUGGGGGGUUGGUUUGAUGAUAUGGCUUGAUUAAUAGUUGACAUUAUAUAGAUAUGAAAGUUUAAUUGGCAUGCUGGUAAUAUAUUUGCAAAGCCCCAUAGAUGAAAAAAA